AUGAAUUGCGACUGGAAAACGAAGAAGCGAACGAAUACUCUCGUUAAACUAGCCACUAAAAGAAGGACUCUGAGUGAAAACAAAUUACGAGCCGCAAAGUGUGGCACCAUUCUAGAUGUAUUCGUGUCUCAUUCGAUCAGGAAAAUGAAGAAGUUAGCUGCUACAUCGUCCACAGAGAAAAUUUACAAAGACAUUGUCGACGGUGACAUCAGCUUGCUUUACGAGGUGAUGGUGGUUGUGAAGGAGAGAAGACGAGACGAACAGACCGGUAAGUAUUCGAGUGUCGCCGUCGAAAAGAAAGCGAGUGACUUUCUCAGGGAAACCGCUCGUAAUAAAAAAGCAGUUGCAGUCAAGGCUUUGAAAGAAGCCAAGAUUGCAUUUAUGAAGAAAACGAAAAGAACGCAAAACAAACAAAAAAUCAAAGAACGAAUUUUUCAACGAAAAGAGUUCUUCUUCUCUCUUCUUUUGUUGAACAACGCGCCGCUUCCACAAAAAAAAAGAUCAAACACCUUUAGAUCAAACAACAACAACAGAUCUUUGAACGACGUCGACGAUAAGAUGACGACGCUCAUGCAAAUGCCCGACGGGCGAUUGAUCCAGCCGCAAAUCGUUUUGUUAAAAGAAGGCACGGACACUUCACAGGGCAAAGGCCAAUUGAUUUCAAACAUCAACGCGUGCAUGGCCAUCGUGGAUACCAUUCGAACAACCUUAGGUCCUCGAGGAUUAGAUAAAUUAGUCGUCGAUAACCGAGGCGUGACGACGAUUACCAACGACGGGGCGACGAUCAUGAAGUUGUUAGAAAUAGUCCAUCCGGCGGUGAAAACUUUGGUGGACAUCGCUCGAUCGCAAGAUGCAGAAGUUGGCGACGGCACCACUACGGUUGUUUUGUUAUGCGGAGAGUUUUUGAGAGAAGCGAAACCGUUCAUUGAGGAUGGCGUGCAUCCGAUGAAUAUCAUUCGCGCGUUUCGUAAAGCGAGCGAACUCGCCGUCCAAAAAGUCAAAGAAGUUUCGGUUUCCAUCGAAGGAAACUCAAAAGAAGAGAAAGAAGAGAUGUUGAAAAAGUGCGCGAUGACGACGUUGUCCUCGAAACUCGUCGGUGGCGAGAAGGAAUUUUUCGCCAAGAUGGUCGUCGACGCCGUCGGCCACUUGGACCAAGACUUGUUAGACCCAAAAAUGAUUGGCGUGAAGAAAGUUUUAGGCGCGAGCAUGCGAGACUCCUUUCUCGUCGAUGGAGUGGCGUUUAAGAAAACGUUUUCGUACGCCGGUUUCGAGCAAAUGACGAAGAAAAUGGUCAAACCGAAGAUUUUAGCGUUAAAUUUGGAGUUGGAGUUGAAAUCGGAAAAAGACAACGCCGAAGUGCGAUUGAGCGACCCGUCCAAGUACCAAGAAAUUGUCGAUGCCGAAUGGAACAUCAUCUACGAUAAGCUCGAGAAGUGCGUUCAGUCGGGCGCGAACGUUGUGCUAUCUCGAUUAGCCAUUGGUGAUUUAGCUACGCAAUACUUUGCCGAUCGAGGCUUGUUUUGUGCCGGGAGAGUCGAACAGGCGGAUUUGGACAGAUGCACGCGAGCAACUGGUGCGGCAGUGCAAACGACUGUGAACGAUUUGAACGAUGAGCAAUUAGGUACGUGCGAUAUCUUUGAAGAAAUUCAAGUCGGUUCCGAACGCUUUAACGUUUUCCGUGGAUGCACGGAAGCGAAGACGUGCACUUUAGUUUUACGAGGCGGCGCCGAGCAAUUCAUCGAGGAAGCGGCGAGAAGUUUAAACGACGCCAUUGAAAUCGUCCGUCGCGCGACGAAAAACGCGGCUGUAGUACCUGGUGGCGGUGCCAUUGAUAUGGAGUUGAGUAAAUGUUUAAAAGAGUACGCGCGAACUGUCGAAGGAAAAUCGCAACUGUUUAUUCACGCGUUUGCUCGCGCUUUAGAAGUCAUCCCGAGACAGUUGUGCGACAACUCUGGGUGCGACGCCACGGACGUUUUGAAUAAACUUCGGCAAAAACACGCCUCUCCAAACCACGAAGGCUUGAAUUUCGGCGUCGAUGUCAACUCGGGCGGGAUUUUAGAUACCUUUGCGAACUUUAUUUGGGAACCGGCUUUGGUCAAGUGCAACGCCAUCGCCGCGGCGUGCGAGGCCACGUGUUUGAUUCUUUCCAUCGAUGAAACCGUGCGAAACCCGAGAAGCGAAGAUGCUCAAGGCGGUGGUGGUGGCGGGCGAGGAGGAGGCAGAGGCGGUCGAGGCGGUGGUCGAGGCAUGAGACGUUAA
Bathycoccus prasinos is the source of this 2259-nucleotide messenger RNA. RefSeq lists its product with no specific name. The coding region runs from base 1 to 2259 and encodes 752 amino acids. The record is from RefSeq and is a predicted model, not a curated record. Gene Ontology annotation, cellular component: chaperonin-containing T-complex. The transcript is spliced from 2 exons. Gene Ontology annotation, biological process: protein folding. Lineage: Eukaryota; Viridiplantae; Chlorophyta; Mamiellophyceae; Mamiellales; Bathycoccaceae. Gene Ontology annotation, molecular function: ATP-dependent protein folding chaperone; ATP hydrolysis activity; ATP binding.